Molecule: messenger RNA, 4904 nt
Organism: Olea europaea var. sylvestris
Lineage: Eukaryota; Viridiplantae; Streptophyta; Magnoliopsida; Lamiales; Oleaceae
Exons: 22
Coding region: 260-4609 (1449 amino acids)
Source: RefSeq, a predicted model, not a curated record
ACUAAUAACUGCGUCCAAGAUUCAGCCACAUCCCCUACUCUCUCUCUCCCUCCCUCGCUCCCCCUGCUGACAAAGGCACACUCUUGGAGGAAAAUGAAACCAGCUUCCGAACUCUCCUCGUCUUUUCUCCACCUGUUCUACCUCUUCUCUUUCCACCUAUUCAUGCAUACACUGUCCUAUUCAUACAAAUACACGUACAUUAUGCAAACCUGUUGAUUUCACAUUUCGUACAAUUAUCCAACUCAAUUUAUGAACUUUCAUGGCUACUCUCUUUUCGCUUUUUGUUUACUCUUCCACUUUCCUUUUCCUCAAAAGCCCAAUUCUUAAAGCAUUUUGUUCACCCUCAGAUUUUUCUAUUAUAGACUAUGAUGAUGAAUCAAAACCAUUUCGGGGGGAUUACUCGCUGCCGUCUCCCCCUUCUCCUUCUCCGCCGAUGCGCUCUCCUUCCUUAUCCUGCGAGGAUCUUAAAGGCAUCGGCUCCCUUAAUACCACCUGUGAGCUCAGCUACAGCUUGAAUAUUACACAAGACGUUUAUAUUGAAGGUAAUGGGAAUUUGUUCAUUCUUCAGGGGAUAUCUUUGAUCUGCCCGGAAUUGGGCUGUUCAAUUGAGAUCAACAUCACCGGUGAAUUUAGGUUGAACCCAUUUGCGAAAAUUGUAGCUGGGUCGGUCUAUAUAGUAGCUGGGAAUGCGAGUUUAUUCGGGGAUUCACUCAUUAACGUGACGGCAUUAGCGGGGGAGCCUCCGGAGGACUCCACUGGAACACCUAGGGAGGUGCAGGGUGGAGGCGGGGGACAUGGGGGCCGGGGUGCAAGCUGCGUAAUGGAUAGUAAGAUGUUGCCUGAGGACGUGUGGGGUGGGGAUACGUAUUCUUGGGAAUCCCUGGGGGCACCAAGGAGUUAUGGGAGUAAAGGUGGAACCACAAAUAGGGAGGAGAAUUAUGGUGGCAAAGGGGGUGGGAGAAUUUGGUUGGAGGUAAAAGAUAUUGCAAAUGUAUGUGGAUUGCUGUUGGCCAAUGGAGGGUCUGGUGGGAUCAAAGGCGGAGGAGGUUCUGGUGGCAGUAUUUACAUCAAGUCACCAAAAAUGACUGGAAGUGGCAGGAUAAGUGCUAUUGGAGGUAAUGGAUUUGCUGGAGGUGGUGGUGGAAGAGUUUCUGUAAAUGCUUUUAGCAGGCAUGAUGAUCCUGUAUUUUUGGUCCAUGGAGGAAGAAGUUUUGGCUGCCCUGCUAAUUCAGGUGCUGCUGGGACAUUCUUUGAUGCUGUCCCUCGAAGACUUAUCAUCGACAAUUAUAACAUGUCAACAGAUACUGAUACACUUCUGCUGCAAUUUCCAAACCAACCACUUUGGACAAAUGUUUAUAUUCGCAAUGGUGCUCGAGCAAAUUUUCCUUUGCUCUGGAGUCGAGUUCAGGUUCGAGGACAACUUAGUCUAUCAUGGGGUGCAUUUCUGAGCUUUGGGCUCAUACAUUAUGCUUUGUCAGAGUUUGAGUUGAUGGCUGAAGAACUUCUGAUGAGUGAUUCAGUAAUCAAGGUCUAUGGUGCUUUGAGAAUGUCUGUGAAAAUCCAUUUGAUGUUGAAUUCCAAAAUGCUUAUAUGUGGUGAUAGCGAUGAAAUUGUCGCUACAUCUUUGAUUGAAGCCAGCAAUUUAGUAGUUCUUAAAGGGUCGUCCAUGAUACACUCAACGGCAAAUUUGGGACUUCAUGGACAAGGAUCCUUGAACUUGUCAGGACCAGGAGAUCUUAUUGAAGCUCAGCGUUUGGUUUUAUCUUUAUUUUAUGCUAUCAGAGUUGGGCCUGAAUCCGUUCUAAGAGGUCCCUUGGAAAAUUCGAGUGACAAUUACAUGUCUUCAAAGCUCUACUGUGAACAGAAGGAUUGUCCUAUUGAAUUGCUUCAUCCCCCCGAGGAUUGCAAUGUGAAUGCUUCAUUGUCCUUCACUCUUCAGAUUUGUCGAGUUGAAGAUAUUAUAGUUGAAGGCUUCUUAGAAGGAUCCAUUAUACAUUUUCACUGGGUGAGAACUGUGGUGGUGAAAUCUUCUGGAGCAAUAAGUGCAUCUGGACUGGGCUGCACUGGUGGGUUAGGACGUGGAGAAUAUCUGCCUCAUGGUGUUGGCAGUGGUGCUGGACAUGGUGGUAAAGGUGGGGAUGCAUACAAUGAUGGAAGUUAUAUCAAGGGUGGUGUUACGUAUGGUAAUGCUGAGUUGCCUUGUGAACUUGGUAGUGGAAGUGGAAAUGAGAGUCUGCCAAGUGCUGCUGCUGGUGGAGGUAUUAUUGUGAUGGGCUCACUGGAUCACUCAUUGUCAAAAUUGAUAUUGUAUGGUACACUUAGAGCUGAUGGAGAGAAUCCUGGAAAAUAUGUUCAAGGGCAGGAUGAUGGAGUAGCUUCAGAAAUUGGUUCUGGGGGUGGAUCUGGCGGAACCGUUCUUCUGUUCGUCCAUAAUUUGGUACUUGGUGAUACCGGUACCAUCUCAACUUCUGGAGGACACGGCAGCCAUAAUAGUGGUGGUGGAGGUGGUGGAAGAGUUCAUUUCCAUUGGUCAGAUAUUUUUAUUGGGGAAGAAUACCUGCCUGUGGCUCUUGUCAAAGGAACCAUCAAUCUCAGAGGAGGUGUUGGUCGAGGACUGGGGCAAGAUGGAGAAAAUGGAACUGUUAGUGGAAAAGCCUGUCCGAAAGGGCUUUAUGGGAUAUUUUGUCGGGAAUGCCCCCUUGGGACUUAUAAAAAUUUGACCGGAUCUGACAGAGCCCUUUGUCGUGAUUGCCCAUCUCAUCAGCUUCCCCAUCGUGCGAUAUAUAUUGCUGUUCGGGGAGGUGUUACAGAUUCCCCUUGCCCAUACAACUGUGUAUCUGAGCGAUAUCAUAUGCCUCACUGUUAUACAGCCAUUGAAGAAUUAAUGUACACCUUUGGAGGGCCAUGGUUAUUUGGUUUGACACUUGCAAGUCUCCUCAUCAUCUUAGCACUUGUUCUAAGUGUUGCUAGGAUGAAAUUUGUUGGCUCAGAUGAAUUACCAGGUCUAGUGCGGGCCCGCUGUUGCUCUCCAAUUGAUCGCUCAUUUCCUUUUCUGGAGUCACUUAAUGAGGUGUUGGAAACAAGUAGAGUUGAGGAAUCCCAAACCCAUGUCCAUCGCAUGUACUUUAUGGGGGCAAACACUUUCAGUGAACCUUGGCAUCUCCCUCAUUCUCCUCCUAAAGAAAUAAAAGAAAUUGUAUAUGAAGAUGCUUUCAACAGAUUUGUUGAUGAGAUAAAUGCUUUAGCUUCUUAUCAGUGGUGGGAAGGAUCAGUUUACAGCAUCCUUUGUGUUAUUACAUAUCCACUUGCAUGGUCAUGGCGGCAGUGGUGCCGGAAGAAGAAAAUGCAGCACCUGCGUGAAUAUGUUCGAUCAGAAUAUGAUCAUGCUUGCUUGCGUUCUUGCCGUUCACGUGCUCUCUAUGAAGGCCUGAAGGUGACUUCAACUUCUGAUUUAAUGCUUGCCUAUGUGGAUUUUUUCCUUGGUGGAGAUGAAAAAAGGGAUGACCUUCCACCUCCCCUUCCUCAAAGGUUCCCGAUGUAUAUAGUUUUUGGAGGAGAUGGAUCUUACAUGACACCUUUCUCUCUUCACAGUGAUAACAUUCUAACUAACCUCAUGAGUCAGUCAGUCCCCCCAACAAUUUGGUACCGAUUUGUAGCUGGUCUAAAUGCACAACUUCGUUUAGUCCGACGUGGGCAUCUAAAGGCAACGUUUCAUCCGGUUAUCUGCUGGCUUGAGACACAUGCAAAUAGAACAUUAAGUACUCACGGUGUACAUGUAGAGCUAAUUUGUUUUCAGCCAUCAGCAAGUGGAUAUCGUCAAUUUGGACUACUUGUGUGUGCCAUAGAAGAUGAAAGCACACAUUCAUCAAUUCAAGGAUUGGAUAAAUCUUUGUUACUAGAGCAGCACUCACAAUUGCCUGGUAACCGCUGGAAGAAAGCACUAAAUCUUGUAAGAGUCAGUGAACAAAUUACCAUGCAAAAAAAGAUAUCUGGAGAAAUUUUACAUGCCAAGAACCUUCAAAAACUUGAAGAGAAGAUACACAUAGAUUAUCCUUUCUAUUACAUAAUUUGCAACACUAGACCUGUUUGCCAUCAGGAUCUUGUUGGUUUGGUCAUCUCAAUACUCCUUUUAGCAGAUUUUAGCUUGGUCUUGCUUACUUUACUUCAGCUUUACUCCAUAUCACUGCUGGACGUCUUUUUGGUUUUGUCUGUUCUUCCUCUUGGGAUACUUCUGCCGUUUCCUGCUGGGAUCAAUGCAUUAUUUAGUCAUGGACCCAGGCGGUCAGCUGGCCUUGCACGUAUAUAUGCUUUAUGGAAUAUAAAUUCUGUGAUAAAUGUCCAAGUACUGAGGAACAGGUCUAUGGUGCAGGUGGUUGCCUUCGUAUGUGGAAUAGUUCAUUUCAAGACUCAAUCCUCGUCAAACAAAAAACAUCCCAACUUUCAGUCCUGGAAUUUUAUCAUGGAUGAAAGUGGUUGGUGGAUGCUACCUUUUGGACUGGUCUUUUGUAAAAGUUUCCAAGCUCAACUAAUCAAUUGUCACGUGGCUAACCUAGAGAUUCAAGACCCCACAUUGUACAGCAAUGACCCAAAUGUGUUCUGGCAGUCGUGAAGGAAACUUCUGAGCCAAGUAAAAGAUAUAACUUAAUUUUUCCUUUUCUUUUUCGUCGUCUCUUCAUCUACCCUAUAGAAAUAUCAUGUCCAGGGAAUUCAUUUAAGGCUACAAAGAGUGGUUAUUUCUCCAACUAGAUAUGCCUUGUGAAACAGACAUACUUUUUGUGACGCCAUUUUGUGCAGCAAUCUCUUUUUAUGAGACACCAUUUUUUUUUCUGUAAAGCACUGAAUCUAAAAAUAUUUUUGCAUUUGAACUCGUAUAAAUCCUAUACUCCCUGACUGCUGUUCUCGAA